AUACAGUAGGGCGGACCUGGGAAGUCCAUUUUCAAAUGCUUAGGAGUGGCCUUCUUUGGGGACCACUGCCUGAGGCUGAGCCAGGCUCCGCGAGGUCUCUGGUGCGCGUUUGUGAGGGGGACGCAAUCUUUUCGGCGGGACAGCAGCUGAGCUCUGAUAAAAAUCCCGUUGACUGUCAGCCAUCUUGCCCGCCUCUGGGCGUCGCUGACUACACUUCCCAGAGGACUCCUCGGCAAAACGUGAUUCUCGUGUGAAUUCAACCUCGAGAAUCACGCUCUGGGGGGACCCUCAGGUCCGUACCAGCAAGUGUUUCAGUGCAGUGGAGGGCUCUGCGCCUUUGGAAGCUUGGAAGAACCGAGGUGGGGAACCCUAAGAGAGGGUGGGCUUGAAGCAUCGGCUUUGUACCGCUGAGGAGCUCUGCCUUUAUACAAAAGAGGAGCCCAGAGGAGGACAGGUCCUUUUCUGCAGAUAUUAAAGCCAUGGCUCAGUCCUGGAAUCAAGAUGUGAGACCAAGAAAUUAUUUCCGAAGAAGGAAAUGUAUGAAAUAGAGUCAGCCCAGUGGGAGAUAAUGGAAAGACUUUCAAGACAUGACCUUCAGUGCUCUAGUUUCAGAGAUGAUUGGGAAUGUAAUGGCCAGUUUGAGAAACAGCAUGGCCCUCAGGAGGGACAUUUCAGUCAACUGAUAUUCACCCAUGAAGGCAGGCCCACCUUUAGUCAACAUCCGUCCUUUACAUUACAGCAAAUCAUUAAUAAUAAAGAGAAAUACUGUGCAAGCAAGGAAUAUAGGAAAACCUUUAGACAUGACUCACAGCUUCCCACACAUGAAAUAAUUCAUACCAUUGAGAAACCCUAUGAAUGUAAGGAAUGUGGGAAGGCCUUUAGACAUCCCUCAAGACUCAGUCAUCAUCAGAAAAUUCAUACUGGCAAGAAACCCUUUGAAUGUAAGGAAUGUGGAAAGACCUUUAUUUGUGGCUCAGACCUUACUCGACAUCACAGAAUUCACACUGGCGAGAAGCCCUAUGAAUGUAAGGAAUGUGGAAAGGCCUUUAGUAGUGGCUCCAACUUCACUCGACAUCAGAGAAUUCACACUGGUGAGAAGCCCUAUGAAUGCAAAGAAUGUGGGAAGGCCUUUAGUAGUGGCUCCAACUUUACUCAGCACCAGAGAAUUCAUACAGGGGAAAAACCCUAUGAAUGUAAGGAAUGUGGCAAUGCCUUUAGUCAGAGCUCACAACUUAUUAAACAUCUGAGAAUCCACACAGGAGAGAAACCCUAUGAAUGUAAGGAAUGUGAAAAGGCUUUUCGUUCUGGUUCAGACCUCACUCGGCAUCAGAGAAUUCACACUGGUGAGAAGCCCUAUGAAUGUAAGAUAUGUGGGAAAGCCUAUUCUCAGAGUUCACAACUUAUUAGUCAUCAUAGAAGUCAUACUGGUGAGAAACCCUAUGAAUACAGGGAAUGUGGGAAGACCUUCAAUUUUGACUCACAGCUUAUUCAACAUCAAAAUUUGUACUGGUGAUAAAACAAUAUAUGAAAUGUAUGGGAAUGCUUUUAAUUACAGCUCAAAAUUAUUCAGUUAUUCAGCAAAAGAGACUUUGAUAAUGGAUCCCUCUACAUAGAAUAAUGUAGAAACAUCUUAAUUGUUGACUGCAGCUUGUUCAGCCCAAGAAAAAUCAUUCAGGAAAAGCACCCCAUCAAUACAUUUUGGAAACCCUUUAAUAAAAGCUCCUAUUUCUCUUGCCAUCAGAUAGUUCAGUCUAGUAUUGAAAGUGGCAACGGCACUUUGGGGACCUUUCCAACCUUAUCAUGAGCAUCAGAGAAUACAUCCUGAAAUGAAAUCCUGUGAUUUUCAUUUUCUUUCUUCCAAUUACAUUCUUAGUCUUUUAAUCCAUCUUAAAUUUGUAUGACUGUAAAGUCCAUCUAUUUACAUCAUGGUUUGUAAAAUGCCUUUAUAAGAUACCUUCAAUAUCCAGGAGAAGUGACCUUUUUAUUUUUGAAGAUGGCUUAUUCCUUUUGCUCUUUACAAAAUUUAGACUUCCUUAUUGUAAAAACCUUCAUGAACAACUUACCACUCAGUAAAUAGAGAUCUUUUAC
Messenger RNA from Sus scrofa (pig), 2088 nucleotides. It is a transcript of the gene ZNF566, whose product is annotated as zinc finger protein 566. Gene Ontology annotation, biological process: regulation of transcription by RNA polymerase II. NCBI's taxonomy places the organism in Eukaryota, Metazoa, Chordata, Mammalia, Artiodactyla, Suidae. The record is from RefSeq and is a predicted model, not a curated record. Gene Ontology annotation, cellular component: nucleus. Gene Ontology annotation, molecular function: RNA polymerase II cis-regulatory region sequence-specific DNA binding; DNA-binding transcription activator activity, RNA polymerase II-specific.